Molecule: messenger RNA, 4047 nt
Organism: Nothobranchius furzeri (turquoise killifish)
Lineage: Eukaryota; Metazoa; Chordata; Actinopteri; Cyprinodontiformes; Nothobranchiidae
Source: RefSeq, a predicted model, not a curated record
CAACUCCCAGCAUGCUUUGCCGCGUUCCCUCCCUAGAGCGCAGGCUCGCGCUCAGAACGGCUGCUCGGCUCUGUGUUUACGUUGAGAUGCUCACAACAAAGGACAGCGCAGCGCCGAGACCUUGUCAGUGAAAAUAACGUAACGUGGAUACAUUUUCUCUCACGAACAGCCUUUGUAACUCAUUUCUCCAACAAGAGGAGAACAAUUUACUCAAACCUCGCGUGUCUUCCGUUAUUUAUUUUUAUUACGUGAUUCGGUGUACAUUUUUAUUCCAGGUUAGAGACGCGGAGAAAUUUGCUGUGAAAUAUCAUUUUGUUAUUUUUUUGAGCUCGUGGGACGUUAGCUAGCCUGUUACCUUCAGCAAGUUGGUUGGAAAUCUCGCAGCACCGGAGGACUUCAUCAUUUAUAUCGCAUUUUGUGUCUCCAGCUAGUCGCUAACAGUUGCAGCCCAGUGAUAUACCGGUGUCAGUACCAGAUCUGCCCAUGCAGCCAGAUCGCCUCGGGGUCCUGCAUCUGCAAAUUACGCCACAGCAGAUGAUUGGCUGAAUGGGAGAAAAAGCAAAAGGUGGAUGCAUGAAGCAUGAAAGGGUGGAGCUGAGGCUCAGCUGACCCCGCCCCUUCCAUCUCCUUUCCCCUUGUCCUCCAGAGGAUCAGCACCCCCCUUCCCUUGUCCUCCUUACCCCAUCCUGACUCACUCUGCUGGGUCUCACUCAUCCUUCCCUGCCUCCUAAGUCAGUAAAGCCUCAUGUACUCCCCGGAGCAGGAAAACAUCUCCACCACCUCCUCCACCAAAGUGCCAGUGAAGUAUGGAGAGCUCAUUGUGCUGGGGUAUAAUGGCUCUCUGCCCAAUGGGGACCGAGGUCGACGUAAAAGCCGGUUUGCACUUUAUAAGAGACCGAAGGCAAACGGGGUGAAACCCAGCACAGUACACAUCGCCUGCUCUCCACAAGCAGCCAAGGCCAUAAGCAACAAAGACCAGCACAGCAUCUCUUACACUCUGUCUCGAGCCCAGACGGUGGUGGUGGAGUACACUCAUGACAGCAAUACAGACAUGUUCCAGAUUGGCCGAUCCACAGAGAGUCCGAUAGACUUUGUGGUGACGGACACAGUGGCCGGCAGCCAGAGUAACACCGACACCCAGUCGGUCCAGAGCACCAUCUCUCGCUUCGCCUGCCGCAUCAUUUGCCAGCGCACGCCACCUUACACAGCUUGCAUCUACGCCGCAGGCUUUGACUCUUCCAAGAACAUCUUCCUGGGGGAGAAAGCUGCUAAAUGGAAGACGCCUGAUGGUCAAAUGGACGGGCUGACCACUAAUGGUGUUCUAGUGAUGCAUCCACGCAACGGCUUCACACAGGACUCCAAACCUGGAGUCUGGAGGGAGAUCUCCGUCUGCGGCAAUGUCUUCACUCUACGAGAGACGCGCUCAGCGCAGCAGCGAGGAAAGAUGGUGGAGACCGAGUCUCAGGAGCUUGUGGACGGCUCACUCAUUGACCUUUGUGGCGCUACCCUGUUGUGGCGCACUGCUGAAGGUCUGGCGCGUACCCCCACUCUCAAACAUCUUGAAGCACUGCGGCAGGAGAUCAACGCCGCUCGGCCACAGUGUCCCGUCGGCUUCAACACGCUGGCCUUCCCUUCCAUGCGCCGCAAAGACACUCCGGACGAGAAGCAGCCAUGGGUCUACCUCCAGUGUGGCCAUGUACACGGAUACCACAACUGGGGCAACCACCGAGAAGAGCGGGAGGGUCGGGAGGGCCGGCUCAGGGAGUGCCCCAUGUGCCGAGCCAAGGGCCCGUAUGUGCCCUUGUGGCUGGGCUGUGAGGCGGGGUUCUACGUCGACGCGGCUCCGCCCACUCAUGCCUUCAACCCCUGUGGACACGUCUGCUCAGACAAGACGGCGGCCUUCUGGAGUCAGAUCCCGCUCCCACAUGGCACUCACACCUUCCACGCCGCCUGCCCCUUCUGCGCCCAGCAGCUGAGCGGCGAGCAGGGCUACAUCAGACUCAUCUUCCAGGGACCCCUCGACUAGCAGUGAGAAAACUUCCCAGCAUGCUUUGAGGGUGCAGCAGGAGGAGGUUCUGCUUAGACAAACUAAACACAGACCUGUCCAGAUUUUUUUUUCCUGGACUUUUUUGCCUCCUUCUCAUUUUUAAGUGACCUUUGUAUUGCUUUUUCACAAAUAACAACAAAGAUUUCUAUAUUUUCAUGUGAAACCAGAGACACAAAAACCAAACAAAGAACACUGCUGAGUAAACUUUGUUCCAUGGAGGACUUUCAACAGUAUUUAUCUAAAUUACUAACACACCGUAGUGUGAACGUACGUUUUUUAUUCAUGUAUUUGUUGCAAUAUACAUGUGUACAUCUCUUAAAGCUUAUUUAAAGAAAUGUUUAUUUAUGUCCCAGACAUCGCUUCAUCCUUUAUCUGAGGGAAUUCUAACUUUGACUCUAUUUUGUGUUUUCUUUUGACAGAGAUCAGCAUAUUGUUAAUCAGACAUGAAGUUUCAGGUGUGUUCUGAGGGUUUUGUUCCCCCCCCCCCCCCCCCCCCCCCGCCCCCAUGUGUCCCUCUCAAGGCCUUUUGUUGUGUUUUAAACCCAUCCGUUGGUGCGUGCUCACGUUGUUAUCUGAUCCUCCUUCCACUCUCAUAGGGCAUCAUUCUGGACGCCGAACAUUCAGAGCAAUAGAUUUGCAGCAGAAACCUCCUGAAGCAUUAUGGGAGUUUGAUGGACCGCCUCCCUCCCUUUAACGAGUGUUAUAAUGCAGCCAUGUAGCUAAAAACACACAACCCAGACCUGAUUUCUGUUACUUUAGAUGAAUGACAGGAAUACUGAUGUUUAACAGAUGUGGACAGACACUAGUUUUCGGAUCAGUAUUAAUUUUAGCCCAGAGGAUAGACACGCUGUACCCCUGCCAACAUCUGAAACUAUUUUUGGCUUCUCCACUGGCGGCGGAGGAACGCAUGUUUUAUAAUGAAAUGCACAAAGUCACAAAGGCUUUGUUUUCAGCCUCUUUUAAUGAUGCAGAGUUAAAACUGAUGCAUUCAAGUCAUUUCCUCCUAGCCUUACCCACAGGUACAGAACUCCUCUUAGAGAGUGUGGCUCAUUAGUGCUUUGCAGACCGUCUUAAAGUGAUGUAGCAUUUUCUGGAAAUGCAAAAGUACAAACUCUCCGGGGCUGCCGGAUGGUUUCUGCAUGGAAACUGAAAGAAUAGGUUUAAUUUUAAAUGAUAGCCAUGAAUAACUCACUUUUAUGUGGUACUUUAUUAGAAAAUGUCAGGAGUCAUUUUAUGUGCAGCCAACCAGAGACUGUGCAGUUCAUCUAUGCAUUCACCCUCUUCUGGCUACCUCUUUAGCCUCACUUAGGAUUUUUAAUCAUAACAGCAUAUAUUCAAAUUGAUGUAGCACAAUAAUCAGACAUAUUUUAAGUUCAGCUGCAGAUUUCUGCAGGUUAUCACUCAAACUGAAAUGAGAAAAGGAAGUCCUGGUGUGUGAAAGCACAGAUUCUCCCAGACUCCUGCUGCAGCACACACACACGCAAACUGUAGAAAUUUAAGCAUCUCUUCCAACCCACUCCCACAGAUCCUCAAGGUCUGAACACUUGCAGGUAUACUUUGUGACAAAAAGAGAGAUUGUAAUUUGUUUUGCUUGUUUGUCAUCCCCACUAGUAGCUCUCCAGUAUCCUCAGACUGCGACACACUAACUCACCUCAGGGAGACAACGAUGGCCUGUGCACACACUCGUACACACACACUGCUACGGUCAUCUGAGGAUACGUCACAGAUCAAACUGCUGCCUCUCCUUCAGCCAGUCUGGUUUGGUUUAGUUUCAUUAACUCUGUGUGUGUGUGUGUGUGUAAAGGGCUUCCCUCUGUCUCUGUACUGUUACUUCAGCCCGUUUUUACACAAAACUCACCAUCCGGUCCAUCCAGACGCCCCUCCACUCACUGUCCUCCUCCUCCUGUCGUCUCUGUGCUUGUAAAAGGCAAAAAUCUAAGAAUGUUUCCAGCAAACACUUUUUUGUAAUAACUUUAAACAAUAAAGUGUAAGUGACACAU